UGUUCACCUCAGAGAAGGAGGCCAAUUUAUUCAUUGGACGGCAUCUUCUGAACAACAGGCUUGAUUUUGAAGCAUUCACAGCGGAUAACCUGGAAAGAGAAUGCUUCGAAGAGCUGUGUAAUUAUGAAGAAGCGAGAGAAUUUUUUGAAGACCCGGAAAAAACGAUGGAAUUUUGGAAAGACUAUUCAACUAAAGGCCCUAAAAUAAAAAUAGGUGAUGAGACGCUACAGAAGAUUAACGUUACGGGACUUCUCAUCAGCCUAGUUGCUGCUGGAGUACUGUUAGUUAUACUCAUACUGCUUAUCUUCUACUGCUGCAAAAGUAGAUGCAAAUCAAGGCAACCACCAGGGCACGUGGAUUAUGUAAGAAGUAGAAGACGUAGUUCAUCUAGCAUCUUCAGGAGGCAUGAAGAGUUUCCAUUAAACCCACUUCCUCUCAGAACUGAUGAUUCAGGACUACCAACUUAUGAGCAAGCAGUUACUUCAGAUGGACAACACAAUGUGCCACCACCCCCUUACCCAGGGCCCCCAAAAGGGAUAUGGGUGUUUAAAAAGUCAAUGUCCCUUCCUGCCCCUUAG
This is a messenger RNA of Eurypyga helias (sunbittern), 578 nucleotides long. RefSeq names its product proline rich Gla (G-carboxyglutamic acid) 4 (transmembrane) (gene PRRG4). Gene Ontology annotation, cellular component: extracellular region. Lineage: Eukaryota; Metazoa; Chordata; Aves; Eurypygiformes; Eurypygidae. The annotation marks the transcript as partial. The record is from RefSeq and is a predicted model, not a curated record. The transcript is spliced from 4 exons. Gene Ontology annotation, molecular function: calcium ion binding.